Messenger RNA from Plectropomus leopardus (leopard coralgrouper), 2568 nucleotides. RefSeq names its product protein S (gene pros1). The record is from RefSeq and is a predicted model, not a curated record. Gene Ontology annotation, molecular function: calcium ion binding. Gene Ontology annotation, cellular component: extracellular region. Lineage: Eukaryota; Metazoa; Chordata; Actinopteri; Perciformes; Serranidae.
UUUCGGGAAGAAUAAAGUUUUUUCCUGCCCUCAGCCAGUCUUUACGCAGAGCCAAACCGUGGCCUAGCAGGAAGAACGGCUCGACUAUGUGGAGAAAGAAACGGGCACUUGGGGAAUCCUUGGCUUGUCUCGUGUUUCUCGUGACGCUCGUCGAUGCUUAUCGAUUCCUGAGCCAGAGCACAGCCUCCCAGUUCCUGAGCAGGCACAAGAGAGCCAACUCUCUGUUUGAGGAGAGCAAGAAGGGCAACUUGGAGAGGGAGUGCAUCGAGGAGCUGUGCAACAAGGAGGAGGCCAGGGAGAUCUUUGAGAACCAGCCGGAGACGGAAUACUUCUACCCCAGAUAUGUUGCAUGUCUGGGUUCACAUCGUGUCGGCAUCAAUAACCCGAACUCAGACGCCAUCCCGUCAGACCUUCGCACCUGCGUGAAGGAGAUCAGUGACCAGUGCACACCACCUCCAUGCUACAAGGAAGGUUCAGUGCGCUGUGUGGACGGCCAGGCCUCCUUCACGUGUGAGUGUAAACCUGGCUGGAAAGGGCUACGCUGUGAGGAUGACAUCGACGAGUGUUCAGAUCCUGAAUUUCCAGCAGGAUGCAACCAAAAAUGUUACAAUUUACCCGGCAGUUUCCACUGCAUGUGUGAAGAUGGCUACUUCAUCAAUGACAAUAUCAACUGUGUGGAUAUCAAUGAAUGCCUGAUGUACCCCAGUAUCUGUCAAGAACCGGCUAAAUGUGUCAACACGCCGGGCAUGUAUGAGUGCCAGUGUCCCCUGGGUUUCAAAUAUAACUUCACUUCCAAGACCUGCAACGAUGUAGAUGAGUGCGAGUUUAACGUGUGCGACGGGACUUGUAUAAACACAGUUGGCAGCUAUGCGUGCCACUGUGAUGGUCGUCAGGGUCUGCGUUUGGCGGAGGAUGAACGAUACUGUGAAAAUAUUCCUGUGUGUGUGGAACUGUACGACUACAGACACCCAGAGAUGCUUUACCUCGGGGAGCAGUUCACAGGUCUUCCUGUCAUCUACCUGCGCUUCCGUCUGCCAGAGAACACAAAGUUUGCAGCAGAGUUUGACUUUCGCACAUUUGACCCAGAGGGAGUCGUGCUGUACGCAGAGUCCUCGCAGGACUCAUGGUUCAUGCUGGGGCUAAGGGGCGGUCGCAUCGAAGUCCAGUUCAAAAACCAGCACACAUUCAAGGUCACCAGCGGAGGGAAAGCCAUCAACGAUGGACAGUGGCAUGUGAUCUCUGUGGAUGAACUGGAGAGCAGCAUCAGCGUGAAGAUCAGCAAGGAAGCUGUGAUGAGCAUCAACAGCCCAGAGAGUCUCUUCACCUCAGUUAACGGCAAAUUGGAGACCAAGGUGUAUAUCGCUGGUCUGCCCAAUCGCACCGACAACGUCAUCAAACCAAUCAACCCUCGACUUGACGGCUGCAUCCGGGGCUGGAACCUGAUGAAUCAGGGAGCGUCUGGGGUGAAAGAGGUCAUCCAAGAGAAGAAGAGUAAACAUUGCUUUGUGUAUGUGGAACGAGGGUCCUUCUUUACCGGGGGAGGACUGGCACACUUCAACAUUGACUACAGUGAUUCUGGGAGCUGGAACGUGGAUGUUAAGAUGAAUAUACGUCCGUCCAGCAGCACAGGUGUCCUCUUUGCUCUUGUCCACAACCACACUGUCCCCCUGUCGGUUGCUGUUGUAACGCAGGGAGAAGAAGAUGCUAACCUGCAAGUGUUCUUGGACGGUGUCUCCGUGGCAACGCUGGACUCGCUGAUGUUGUGUUACCCUGACCGGCUGAUGUUGCAGCUGAAUGUGACUUCUACAGAAAUCCAAAUCUCAGCCAACUCGUCCACUGUUACCUACAUGCAGUCUGGGGACCUGCGGGAGGCACUGCAGCGCCUCAACAGCACCAUGCAGAACCCUGUCAGCACUUACAUUGGUGGGAUACCAGACGAUGUCCCAUUACCUAACACCCCUGUGACGGCCUUUUACCACGGCUGCAUGGACAUCACUAUCAACGGCCAGCAGCUGGACUUCGAUGAGGCUCUCAGCAAACAUAAUAGCAUUAAGUCCCAUUCCUGUCCUCCGGUAUCUGUCCCUGAGAGUCCCCCUGAUGCACCGCUCCCACACCCGCACCGAAAGUGACCUUAAUUAACCUUAAAAAGCCCUCACGUUAGGCAGCAUCCCACUUCUUGGGAUAUUUUGGAAAGAGAGAUACAGAAAGGAGAGGAGAUGGGUGGGACGAAAGGGGGUAGGCGAUUAUAGUCAUUUUUGUCGACUUUCAAUGAUGGGGUUCAUUUAUGCUUUUCAUCCAUACAGUAUUAUUGUUCCUGUCUUAGGAGCAUUGUUCUAUCUUUUUUUUUUUCUGAGGCACAACGAAAGCUGGCUUGCCAGUGAGCUAGUCAGAAGCUGGAUGACUGGAUGACGUAGUUGUGACAGUUUGUUGCAAUGAAUUAAAUGCUCUCUAAGAAACAUUCGACAAGAGCUGAGCUCUGUAGCACACAUACCAUGUGUUGAGCAAGAAAUGGUUAUGUUUGUGUAGACAAAUAAACAAAUGGUCACUGUUGACCAGGCUUUGAGACCA